This is a messenger RNA of Equus caballus (horse), 1220 nucleotides long. It is a transcript of the gene CIBAR2, whose product is annotated as CBY1 interacting BAR domain containing 2. Gene Ontology annotation, biological process: cilium assembly. Lineage: Eukaryota; Metazoa; Chordata; Mammalia; Perissodactyla; Equidae. The record is from RefSeq and is a predicted model, not a curated record. Gene Ontology annotation, cellular component: ciliary basal body; ciliary transition zone.
GUGGCAGCGUCCCUUGAGCCCAGACCACACAGCUGUGCCCAGCCCUGCCCGGCUUCUCCUGGGCCUGUGGGACCCCUGGGGCCCCUCGUUGCUCCCCGAGACCCGGACAGCCGGCGCCUCUCGUCACAAUGAACAUUGUUCUCUCCAGGGACAGCCAGGUGCGGGGCAUGGAGAACACGGUGAGCAACGCCGAGAAGUACUUCGGCCAGUUCUGCUCGCUGCUGGCCGCCUACACCCGCAAGACGGCCCGGCUGCGGGACAAGGCCGACCAGCUGGUCAGACAGCUUGUCGACUUCGCCAACACUGAGACCCCCGAGCUGCGGGCCGCCGUGAGGAGCUUCGCUGAGGACCUGGCCAAAGUGCAGGAUUACCGACAGGCCGAGGUCGAGAGGCUGGAGACCAAGGUCGUCACCCCCCUGAAGCUCUAUGGGGCACAGAUAAAGCAGACCCGGGCCGAGAUCAAGAAAUUCAAACGCGUCCGGAAUAACGAGAUCAAACAACUGGAAAAGCUGGAGAAACUGAGGCAGAAGUCGCCCUCGGACAGGCAAAUGAUCUCCCAGGCAGAGACCAGGGUGCAGAGGGCCUCGGUGGACGCCAGCCGCACCACCCAGCAGCUAGAGGAAACGAUCGACACCUUCCAGAAGCAGAAGCUGAAGGACCUACAGAAAAUUUUCUCAGACUUCAUAACCAUCGAGAUGGUCUUCCACGCCAAAGCGGUGGAGGUGUAUUCCAGCGCCUUCCAGGCCCUGGAGAACUACGACCUGGAGAGAGACCUGGAGGAUUUUAGAGCCAAGAUGCGUGGAGUCUACGGGCUGUACGACCCUCGGCCGCUCACGGACACCGCGCCCUCCCUAGCCAGCCUGGGGUCUCUCGCCGGCCAGAGUGCUGAGAGCCCCAUACGGAACCAGAGAAAAGAAGAGGAGGCGAGUGAGGAUGACUCUACUGACGAGGACCCCGUGGAGGACCUCAGGGGACAGAGGCAGGGACUCCACCAAUAGGACGAGAACCCCCCAGUUGGAAAAAUGGGGCUGGAUGCUGGGGGCGGGGGGCGGCUCCGCUGUGUGCCCUUGGGAGAGGCACGUGCCCUGUGAGCCUCAGUCUCCUCAUCCGGACGACCGGGACAACACCGCUGGCCGCCCAGGUGGCUCUGGGGGUCAGCGUGCCCAGCACGGUACCUGGGGCUCAAUAAACACAGGCGUGUCUUAACGGCAGCCAUGCUG